Aplosporella prunicola CBS 121167 is the source of this 2925-nucleotide messenger RNA. RefSeq lists its product as uncharacterized. Gene Ontology annotation, biological process: proteolysis. Lineage: Eukaryota; Fungi; Ascomycota; Dothideomycetes; Botryosphaeriales; Aplosporellaceae. Gene Ontology annotation, molecular function: serine-type endopeptidase activity; protein binding. The transcript has 4 exons. Bases 1 to 2925 code for a protein of 974 amino acids. The record is from RefSeq and is a predicted model, not a curated record.
AUGGACGUCGAGUACGAUUCCGACGACGCGCGCUCGGUAACCCAUGUCGGGGCAACCGGAGAUACCGUUGAGUGGCAGCGCACGAUAGAAAAGGUGGUCAAGAAUGUCGUUUCCAUCCAUUUCUGCCAGACGGCUGCCUUUGAUACCGAUUCUGCCUUGGCAAGUGAGGCGACUGGCUUUGUGGUGGACGCGGAGAAGGGAUACAUCCUUACGAACAGGCACGUAGUAGGCGCAGGCCCGUUCUGGGGAUACGUCAUCUUCGACAAUCAUGAGGAGGUCGAUGUUCACCCCAUCUAUCGCGAUCCCGUUCACGACUUUGGCAUUCUGCGCUUCGAUCCCAAGGCCGUCAAAUAUCUGGACCUCACGGCAUUGCAGCUGAAGCCGGACCUUGCUCGCAUCGGAGAAGAAAUCAGGGUUGUUGGUAAUGAUGCUGGAGAGAAGCUCAGUAUUCUUUCUGGUGUCAUUUCCAGAUUGGAUCGCAAUGCACCCGAGUAUGGUGAGGGAUACAGUGAUUUCAACACCAAUUACAUUCAGGCAGCUGCAGCUGCCAGCGGCGGAAGUUCUGGCAGUCCCGUGGUCUGCAAGGAUGGUUCCGCCGUUGCGCUGCAAGCCGGUGGCAGAGCCGACGGAGCAUCUACUGACUACUUCUUGCCGCUCGACCGCCCGCUUCGCGCGUUGCAAUGCAUUCGCAAUGGCCAGCCGGUCACGCGCGGCACCAUUCAAACGCAGUGGCUCUUGAAGCCCUUCGAUGAAUGCCGGAGGCUUGGCCUGACUGCAAACUGGGAAGAUGCUUUGAGGAAAAAGUUCCCCAAAGAGACUUGCUUGUUGGUUGCUGAAGUUGUCUUGCCCGACGGCCCUGCCGACUCCAAGCUUCAGGAGGGUGAUAUUCUGAUCAAGGUCAACGAUGAGCUGCUCACUCAAUUCAUCCGUCUUGACGAUGUCCUGGAUACGAGCGUUGGCAAGCAGAUCAAGCUGCUGAUCCAGCGCCAGGGGCAAGACAUGGAAGUGGAGAUUGAUGUAGGAGACCUGCAUGCCAUUACGCCGGACAGGUUCGUCACCGCUGCCGGUGCGUCCUUCCAUGAACUCUCCUACCAACAAGCAAGGCUGUACGCUAUCUCGUUGAAGGGAAUGGGAGCUUUCGUAUGUGAAGCCUCCGGGUCUUUCCGCUUUGAGGGCAGUGAGUCGGGCUGGCUCGUCCAGUCGGUCGAUCACAAGGACACUCCCGAUCUUGACACUUUUGUUGAAGUCAUGAAGAGCAUUCCCGAUAAGAGCAGAGUCGUGGUUACUUACAAGCACAUUCGCGACCUCCAUACUUUGAACACCAGUGUCAUGAGCAUUGACCGUCAUUGGCAUGACAAGAUGAAGCUCGUUGUUCGCAACGAUACAAGCGGUCUUUGGGACAUUUCAGAUCUUGCUGACAGAAUUCCGCCCGAGUCUCGUCAGCCGCAGAAGGCGAACUUCAUUCGCAUGGAUCAUGCUCAACACCCGCAGGCAGUGGACAUUGUCAGGAGUUUCGUCAGGGUGUCAUCUUCUAUGCCGCUCAAACUUGACGGCUUCCCCCGUUCGAGGAAGAUCGGCUAUGGUCUCGUUGUUGAUGCUGAGAAGGGCCUCGUCUUGGUGUCCCGUGCCAUUGUCCCGUACGAUCUCUGCGAUAUCCAGAUCACCAUUGCCGACUCGAUCGUUGUAGAGGGUAAGGUUGUCUUCCUGCACCCGCUGCAGAACUACGCCAUUGUCAAGUAUGACACUUCACUCGUCCAAGCACCAGUCAAGACCGCAAAGCUGUCUUCGAAGUUCAUCAAGCAGGGCGAGGACACCAUCUUCUUCGGUUUCAACCAAAACUUGCGCCCUGUGGUAGCAAAGACCGUUGUCACGGAUAUCACAACCGUCGCUAUCCCAGCGAGUGCCGCAACUCCUCGCUACCGCGCCAUCAACCUGGACGCUGUCACGGUGGAUACUAACCUGGCCGGUCAAUGUGGAAGUGGUGUUUUGAUCGCAGAGGAUGGUACUGUGCAAGCAAUUUGGCUGACCUACCUCGGCGAGCGUUCUUCUCACAGCGGCAAGGACAUGGAAUACCAUCUGGGUCUUUCCACACCUAUGGUAGAGCCCGUUCUGAAGCAGAUCCGGAACGACAUUCAACCGAAGCUGAGGAUCUUGAACGUCGAGAUGCAUACCGUCCAGAUGGACAAGGCCCGCAUCAUGGGCGUAACGGACGAAUGGAUCCAGCGUGUUGAGCACGACGACCCUGAGAGGCAUCAACUCUUCAUGGUCCGCAAGGUUGAUUCCGGCCACGAGGGUGGUCUUUUGGAAGGUGACGUAAUCCUCUCGCUCAACGGCAAGCUCAUCACGCGUGUGUCGGAUCUGGACAUCAUGUAUGACAACGAAUCGCUUGACGCCGUCAUCAUUCGUAAGCAGAAGGAGAUGAGCAUCAAGGUCCCUACAGUCCCCACCCAAGACCUCGAGACAGACCGCGCCGUUAUCUUCUGUGGUGCUAUUCUGCACCGCCCGCACCAUGCUGUCCGUCAGCAGAUAAGCAAGGUGCACUCGGACAUUUAUGUCUCGGGGCGUAUGCGCGGUUCGCCGGCCUACGCGUACGGCCUUGCGCCGACCAACUUCCUGACGCACGUGAACGGUGUCGCGACGCCGGAUCUGAGCAGCUUCCUGCGCGAGGUCAAGAAGAUCCCGGACAACACGUACUUCCGGCUCAAGGUCAUGACGUUCGACAACGUGCCGUGGGUGGCGACAAUGAAGAAGAACGAGCACUAUUUCCCGACGAUUGAGUUCCUUAAGGACCCCAGCCAGGAGUUGGGCUGGAACCGGAUUCUGCAUGAGUGUGACGAGGAUGGCGCCAAGGAGAUGAUGGCUGAGAGAGUCGAGACGGGACUUGACCAGGAAAUGGUCGAGAUGCCGGAGCAAAAGUCGGCAUAG